Messenger RNA from Lycium ferocissimum, 979 nucleotides. RefSeq lists its product as uncharacterized. NCBI's taxonomy places the organism in Eukaryota, Viridiplantae, Streptophyta, Magnoliopsida, Solanales, Solanaceae. The transcript has 2 exons. The coding region runs from base 85 to 705 and encodes 206 amino acids. The record is from RefSeq and is a predicted model, not a curated record.
GAGAACUAACAACAUACCUAGAGUUAGCUUAUUUACGCAUAGCGUUAUCCUAUCUUUGAACAAUUCUGGCGAGGAAGAUAUUUUAUGUGGUCCGUUAAACUGACAUCAUCAUUUCAAUUCUAUUGUAUUUAUGUAGGAGCAACGAAGUCCAGCUGCGAAGAGAGUACUGCAAAGGUUGGUGCUUCAUAUGCAUCAGAGUGUGAGGACCUGGCAAUAGCAACAAAUCCCAAAAGAGGAAAAGAAAAUGAAGAAGUAAAAGAUGAGGCAACAAAUCAUGUCCAAAUUGCAAGAGAGUCAAGGGCCAAGGCAAGAGCAAGAGCUAGAGAAAGAACAAUCAAGAAAAUGUGGAGCGGAAUUGAAAAUAGCCACAGAUCAUCAGCUAAUUCUCAGAUAAUAUCUAAUUUAUUUGGAAAGAAGGAUAUUAGGGAAAUGGAAGAACAAGUUUGUAAGAACAAACUACAAGCAAGUGAAGGAGCAAACAAAGAGACAAUUAGGGGAUCUGGAGCUACCAAUAUUAAGAUCAAGCCUUCUUUAAUCUUGGGUUUUCACCCUAAUCUCUGUGCUCCAAUAGAGUCAGGUACCUACUAUGGUAGCUCUUCUUCCAACAACGGAAACUGGGACAUCUGUAGAAAUUUGGUGAAAUCAACUGAAAUUGCUGCUAUGACCACAGUCACUUCCUCACCACAAGGACCUCACAGUCGCUAGAGACCAUGGGACUCAUAUCACAGCAGCCAAAUCUAAUAUGGGGAAAAUGUAAGCUAAGGUUUCGUAUGUUUGUUUCUUUCUCCCUACCUUUCUCUGUGGCCGCAGGUAAUGGGUGUAUAAGUCUUUAGCACGGGCAGAUCUAAGAUUUAGAUUUGUUAAAAUUAUACGCUGCCCUAUAAAUCCCAGAAGGGAUGAGAUGAGGACAGGGUUAUAGCUCAUAUUUAUUCUUGGAUUUACUUUAUAUGCUCUUAGGAAUUUUUGUAAUAUCAAUGUA